Drosophila biarmipes is the source of this 3121-nucleotide messenger RNA. Its product is annotated as cytoplasmic dynein 1 intermediate chain. Gene Ontology annotation, cellular component: cytoplasmic dynein complex. The transcript has 9 exons. NCBI's taxonomy places the organism in Eukaryota, Metazoa, Arthropoda, Insecta, Diptera, Drosophilidae. The coding region runs from base 253 to 2304 and encodes 683 amino acids. The record is from RefSeq and is a predicted model, not a curated record. Gene Ontology annotation, molecular function: dynein heavy chain binding; dynein light chain binding. Gene Ontology annotation, biological process: transport along microtubule.
CGUAACAGUGACAGGUAACGGGUCGCUGGCAAGUUCCAUCCCUAGUUUCUCUGCCAUAGUUAGUCAAAACAUUAAAACAUUUUUACCUUGUCUCGUCUGCUUGAAAAAUGCGGAUUUAAGUGCUUGAAACGCAGCCGAGCAACGCAUUUGGAACGUCAAGAGAGCACUUGGCCCCGCUAGAGAUCGAGAUCCCCCCACACCGAAGCACCCACUCGAACUCCGUACCCCAGAAGGUAGACCACUGGCAGCAGCAUGGAUCGCAAGGCUGAGCUGGAACGCAAAAAGGCCAAGUUGGCCGCCCUGCGCGAGGAGAAGGACCGCCGGCGGCGCGAGAAGGAGAUCAAGGACAUGGAGGAGGCGGCCGGUCGCAUUGGCGGCGGCGCUGGCAUCGACAAGGAUCAGCGCAAAGAUCUCGACGAAAUGCUGUCCUCGCUGGGCGUGGCCCCCGUCUCCGAGGUGCUUUCCUCACUCUCCUCCGUCAACUCGAUGACCUCGGACAACUCCAACACACAGACCCCCGACGCCAGCCUACAAGCCACCGUCAAUGGCCAGAGCGGCGGAAAGAAGCAGCCCCUCAACCUGAGCGUCUACAAUGUCCAGGCUACGAACAUUCCACCAAAGGAGACGCUGGUCUAUACGAAACAAACCCAGACGACCAGCACCGGCGGAGGAAACGGCGAUGGAUAUAUGGAGGACUGGUGGCGUCCACGUAAAGGCACGCACGCAAAAAAAACUGCAGCUCAUGCUACGGAUUAUUAUGAUGAAUACAAUCUUAAUCCGGGUUUAGAGUGGGAGGAUGAAUUCACAGGAGACGACGAAGAGAGCUCGCUGCAGAACCUGGACAAUGGAUUCACCUCCAAGCUGCCACCGGGCUACCUCACCCACGGCCUGCCCACCGUCAAGGACGUCGCCCCGGCCAUCACGCCCCUCGAGAUCAAGAAGGAGACCGAGGUGAAGAAGGAGGUCAACGAGCUGUCCGAGGAGCAGAAGCAGAUGAUCAUCCUGUCGGAGGACUUCCAGCGGUUCGUGGUGCGCGCCGGCCGCGUCAUCGAGCGUGCCCUCUCGGAGAACGUGGACAUCUACACGGACUACAUCGGUGGCGGCGACAGCGAGGAGGCCAACGACGAGCGCUCCCACGCCCGGCUCUCGCUGAACCGCGUCUUCUACGACGAGCGCUGGUCGAAGAAUCGCUGCAUCACCAGCAUGGACUGGUCCACCCACUUCCCGGAGCUGGUGGUGGCCUCGUAUCACAACAACGAGGAGAGCCCCAACGAGCCGGACGGCGUGGUGAUGGUGUGGAACACCAAGUUCAAGAAGACCACGCCCGAGGAUGUCUUCCACUGUCAGAGCGCGGUGAUGUCCACCUGCUUUGCCAAAUUCAAUCCCAACCUGAUCCUCGGUGGCACCUAUUCGGGCCAAAUAGUGCUGUGGGACAACCGCGUCCAGAAGCGCACGCCCAUCCAGCGUACGCCGCUCAGUGCUGCGGCGCACACGCAUCCCGUCUACUGCCUCCAGAUGGUGGGCACCCAGAAUGCGCACAACGUCAUCUCCAUAUCGUCGGACGGCAAGCUGUGCUCCUGGUCGCUGGACAUGCUGUCGCAGCCGCAGGACACGCUCGAGCUGCAGCAGCGCCAGUCGAAGGCCAUUGCCAUCACAUCGAUGGCCUUCCCGGCCAACGAGAUCAAUAGUCUGGUGAUGGGCAGUGAGGAUGGCUAUGUGUACUCCGCCUCGCGUCACGGACUGCGCUCGGGCGUGAACGAGGUGUACGAACGGCAUCUGGGCCCCAUCACCGGCAUAUCCACGCACUACAACCAGCUGUCGCCGGACUUUGGCCACCUAUUCCUCACCUCGUCGAUUGACUGGACCAUCAAGCUGUGGUCACUCAAGGUAAUCAAUGGCUUACCUAGUACCCUGUACCACACACUGACUAACGAUCUAAAUCUCUGGCAGGACACCAAGCCACUGCACUCCUUCGAGGACAACUCGGAUUACGUGAUGGACGUCGCCUGGUCGCCCGUGCAUCCCGCCCUCUUCGCCGCCGUCGAUGGCAGCGGACGCCUGGACCUAUGGAACCUCAACCAGGACACAGAGGUGCCGACAGCCUCCAUUGUGGUGGCCGGUGCCCCGGCCCUGAACCGCGUCUCCUGGACCCCAUCGGGGCUGCACGUCUGCAUUGGCGACGAGGCCGGCAAGCUGUACGUUUACGAUGUGGCCGAGAAUCUGGCGCAACCGUCGCGCGACGAGUGGUCGCGGUUUAACACCCAUCUCAGCGAGAUGAAGCUGAACCAGAGCGACGAGGUCUAGGACAUUAGUUGUUAACUGGUAGUAGCUAAUAGUUGAUACCAAUCCCGCGAUUCUUGAGAAGGGAAUCUGGGAAGGAGCGUCCUUGAAUGAAAUUUAAUUUGUAUUUUUUGUAUCUUUUGUGAUCCCACUGCUCCUUAGUUGUGUAUAGCCCAUAACUUAAAAAAAACUCAUCCGCAGUCCAAAUGCUCAGAAUUCGCUUGACCACACCCCCUCCAGCAAAACAUACAUAUAUGCCCAAGCUAUCGAGGGAAACUGCAACAUUCUCUGGGUAACCAACACAGCAACUGUAUUAGAGGGUUUAUUAAAUGAAACUCGACAGAAUAUAGAUUUUAUUUACACAUAUGCAUGAAGAGCAGUGGCAGAAGAACUAGAAGUUGGUCUCCCCGCGUGUUUAAUUGGUAUAUAUUCAUUCAUUUGUUGUUAGAUAUUGGUUUCAUUCCAUUGCUAUUUUCCCAGCACUGUUUCUAUCGCCAGUUCGAUUCGAACGGCUCUGGGAUUUUUAUGUUUAAUUUCAAUUUGCGGAACUAACAAGAUGGAGGAAUGAUCAUUUACUCGACUGUCAGGCAGGCUGAGAGCACACACAUAAAUAAAUUAAAUGCUAAAUAUUAUAUACAACCAACGUAUUAAGCUUAAACCUGAGAAGAGCAAAGACAGAGACGCAGAGAGUCGGACAGGAAUGGGGGUUCGGGACUGGGCUGGUCUGAGCACCGAAACGGAAGAUGAAGGAGCCACGCGACCCAAGGAGCCCAAAUGUAAAUGUAUUAGAGCGAAGCCUAUUUAACGAGAUUAAAUAAACGUAAUAUCUAUAUACACUAAA